Messenger RNA from Ictalurus punctatus (channel catfish), 2341 nucleotides. RefSeq names its product kelch-like protein 10. The record is from RefSeq and is a predicted model, not a curated record. Gene Ontology annotation, molecular function: protein binding. Lineage: Eukaryota; Metazoa; Chordata; Actinopteri; Siluriformes; Ictaluridae. Bases 288 to 2063 code for a protein of 591 amino acids. The transcript has a single exon.
ACACCAGACGUGUGCAUUUUGGACAUGUGCAGGAUUUAAAGACGUUUUUAAAGCAUUUCACAGAGACUGCUCCUGUACUGCAGGUUUCUGUCAGGUUCGCUGCAUCCUGUAUGUAUCCGUGGUUACAGAAUUAGAAUUGGAACCUUGGAAUCAUGAGCUGUUAUUAUUCUGAAAUGUGGAAUCAGAACAUUCCGAGUUGAAAAGCUGAUCUGCAUCAAGACAAUCCACAUUCAGAGGAAAGCUGUACAUUCAGUAGCUCUGACCUGCAUACAAACACUGGAUAGAACAUGAGUAAACAGAAAGAAGAGAAGGGAAUGGAGAGGAAGGUAGAUGGGAUGUCCUGCAACAUCAUCAAUGAGCUGCGGUUAGAGAAGCAGCUCUGUGACGCAGUCAUCGUGGUGGACGGCGCCGAAUUCCACGUGCACAAGAACAUCCUGUGCGGCUGCAGCCCAUACUUCAUGGCUCUCUUCACCAACGGCGGGUACCCUCCUGAUAAGCUCAGGUACAGCAUCCCUAAUGUUUCGGCCAAGAUAAUGGAGCUGAUCGUGGAGUACGCGUAUAUAAGACGUGUUAACAUCACGGAGAAAAACGUGUUUAAGCUGCUGAUCGCUGCUGAUUAUCUGUUGGUGAACAGCCUGGUGAACGACUGCUGCACGUUCCUGAAGGCUCAGCUGUGUCCCGAGAACUGCGUUAAGAUCUGGCAUUUAGCUCACUCCUACUUCUGCGAGAAGUUGAAGCAGCAGGCCUUCCGGUUAAUCUUGCACAACUUUGAGGAGAUGGUGCGCCUCUCUGAGGAGUUCCUGGAUCUGACAGUCGAGCAGCUGAGCGAGAUCAUCGAGAAGGACGAACUGAACGUGAAACAGGAGAGCGUGGUGUUUGAAGCCAUCUUACAGUGGAUCAAACAUGCGCCAUGGAAACGGAAAGCGCACAUAGGAGUGUUACUGCCCAGGGUGCGUCUGGGGCUAUUGACACACGAUUACCUUAUGAACAAUGUGAGCAACAACAUUUUAGUGAUGGACGACAUGACACGUAAGCCGAUCGUCACCAGAGUUCUGAUGGGCAUCGAUGACCUCAACCCGAGCCUUCCCCUCAGCUCUGAUCUCCAGAGACUCCGCCUGCCCAGCGCCGUUCUGCUGGCCAUCGGUGGCUAUGGCCACAAGAAUCUCAAUACCAUAGAAGCAUACGAUACGCGAGCGGCGCGUUGGGUCAAUGUCACAUGCGACGACGAGAGUCCACGAGCCUAUCAUGGGACGGUGUAUCUGAACGGCUUCGUGUACUGCAUCGGAGGAUACGACAGUGUGGAUUUCCUCAACAGUGUGAGAAGGUUUGACCCCAUCACCAGAACCUGGGCUCAGGUGAACCCCAUGCACUCUUGCUGGUGUGACGUGAGCGUGUGUGUGCUGGACAGUCGUAUCUAUGCGAUGGGAGGAUUUGAUGGCAUCAGACAGGUGAAGACGGUGGAGCGAUAUGAACCUGAGAAUGAUCGGUGGUGCAUGAUCGCGCCGAUGCAUGAACGAAGGGGCGACUCUAGUGCUACAGUACUGAAUGGCAAAGUGUACAUAUGUGGAGGGUUUGACGGGAACGGGUGUUUGUUCACGGGGGAGUAUUACAGUCCUCAGAUGGGAGCGUGGACCCUCAUCACCCCCAUGAUGAUCAGAAGGCGUGGACUGGGCGUGGUUGCGUACGGAGGAUGGGUUUACGCUGUCGGGGGAAAUGAUGGUGUUAAUCAAAUAAGCAAUGUAGAGGUGUAUAAUCCUCAGACCAACGUGUGGACACAAGGUCCAGCCAUGAACAACAAGCGCAGCAGCUUCGGCAUUGAGGUGCUGGACGAUCUCCUGUUCGUUGCUGGAGGAGAGAACGGCACUACCAUCAUGGAUGAAGUGGAGUGUUAUGAUAAGCAGACUUCUGAAUGGCAUGCAGUCAAAAACAUGGGGAUUUCUCGCCAUGCUCUGAGCUGCUGUGUGCUGUCUGGUUUACCCAACAUGGCAGAGUACGAGAACAAACUGUCUCUGGAGAACAAACUGUGGAGGGACUUUCCCUGUCCUCAAACACAUCCUCGCUGACCGGGACAUCAAGACAUGACUGGGCUGGAGAGAGAGAGAGAGAGAGAGAGAGAGAGAGAGGGUAAAAAAUUAGUUAAAAAGUAUACAAGAUCCUAGUAAGAAGUCAAAGAAAGUAUUAGAAACUAGUGUAGAAAACAAACAAUCUGAUCAUUGUCACUGUUUAUAAUUCAUACUGUUUACUGCUUUUCUUUCUUAUUCUUGUCAUUUUGUGUGACUUACAGUGUGAGUGAAAUUUCCAGCAUCUCAUUACUGCGUGAUGACUUCACGCAGACUGUGUG